Messenger RNA from Ruditapes philippinarum (Manila clam), 6639 nucleotides. Its product is annotated as protein hobbit-like. NCBI's taxonomy places the organism in Eukaryota, Metazoa, Mollusca, Bivalvia, Venerida, Veneridae. The record is from RefSeq and is a predicted model, not a curated record.
CUCAGGUCACAUGAACAUUGACCUACUAAUCAUGAUCAUGGUGGCAGCUAGGUGCUUGCAGUGGGUGGAAAUUCCAAACGUUUCCAGCUAUUUAUUUUUCUGACACUGUUUAUUCCAUUUGAUAUAACAGAUAUGUAUAUUCCGUCGAUAAUAUGGACCAUUCUUUACAUCAUUGUUGGUCUAUGGCUCUCAAUGAGGGUCCUGGCCUUGAUUCUUCAAUUUGUCAUCAAAAGAAAGACCGGUAUACUUGUCAGAAUUGCUCGUACAGGUUUUGGAGCCUUUCACAAUAUUCACAUCACAAUAAGGGAAGGUCUACAAGUGGAAAUUGACAAGGUUUGGUUAUCUAGCUGUUAUGUCAAUGAGGAAAUUAGGCAGCCAGUUGUGUUGUGUAUGGGAGAGGUCAGGAUUCAGGCCAACACAGAUGGGUCACAUGACAGAAAAAAGAAGACAGCUCCUCAUCCCUCAAGUGUACCAUCAAAACAAUUUGCUCUUCCAAAAUUUGCUGCAUACCUCCAACACUUUGGUUUAAAGAUUCAGAGCUUGACAGUAAUGCUGUUAAAGACAAUGGUAGCAGACUGUCUUAUUCAUAUUGAGGGAAAUGAACUUGGUCUAGAUAUCUCAUGCAUUGAGGACAGUUUGCAGUUUAUUAUCAAUGCUGGAAGUGUAAACAGUAAGGCCUUGAAAAGUGUUUCUCAGACAAAUGCGGAGGCAGAAGGUCAGCAUCUGGCAGAAAUGUCGUUCAGCUUGUAUGUUGAUCUCAGUGUAUAUAGAGACAAUAUUAAAAGAGUCAAGGGAUCAAGAUUACUGAUAAAUAAACCACAAGUGAUGCUAACAGAAGGAUUACUAUCGGGGGCCUAUAAUCUGCAGGAAAAUAAAUCUUCUCCACCACAACAGCAACAGCAGCAGCAACAACAGCAGCCAGGAGCAGAUACAUCUACAUCAAAACCGGAGUAUAACUUGAAGGAGAUUUUACCUCAAGAACUUGGUGUUGAUAUCACUGAAGUGGAUAUAAAAAUUGUACGAGAAACUAAACAGAGGUCACUUGGCGUUGGAAUAAAGAAUUUCCAUGUAGAUAUGAUUAACCAAACAAAUGAAGACAACUCUCAUGAAAUUACCUGCACUCUUCUUUUAGAAGAUUUUAGUACAAAAUCUCAACAAGCAAGAUUUGCUGAUCUGUUAAAACUAGAAGUCAAAUCCAUGAUGUCAAAUGAAGAAAUAAAGAUGAAAACAUUGAUACAGAAUGCCUACUUUCACUAUCAUCAUGACGAAGUCCAGUACUGGAUGUUAGUCAUGGCUCAAUUCUCACAAGGAAAAGAUAAUCAAACAGUCAACUCAGAGUUGUCUCCAGUUGAGAAUAAGGAGAAUGAUGAAAGUAGACUAUCAAAGCUAUUACAGGAGAGGAAGUUAACGAUUGACACAGAAUUAUUGAACAUAUCCACAUCAUUUUCUACAGCAUCUUGUCCCGGGCUGGUCCUCGGCGUGUCACGAGUCAGGAAACAUUUUAUGCUGAAGAGAAGUGUACAUGAAAUAGAGAGUGGCUGGUUGCCAUGGUUAGAGUCACAUGACAUGUCAGUAGAGAUGGAGUUAGACACGCUAUAUUGUACACAAUCAGAAGCCCAGAUACCUGUAUCAGAACUGAAUGGAAACAAACAUUUCUGGAAUCAUGUUCUCUAUAUGAACAUACUUAUGAUAAAGAUAAACAAACUUGGGGACGAGUUACGUGUACAAGGGAUGGAAGAUCAUUUACAUAUAGAGUGGUCAUCCAGUACAAUUAGCAUAAUUACCUCCCUUCUUCUGACACUGUCCAAGGCAAAGUUAUCUGCCCCUAGGAGGAUCUCGAAUGCAGCUUUGAGACCUGUGCGCAAGAGAAACAGACAAGUUCACUUCGAACACAACAGAAGGGAGACAACUUUAUCAUUGUUGUUAAAAUUUGAUAUCACCAAUACAAACAUUUUCAUGUGCAAUAAUUAUAAUGUUGGUUUAAUGUUGCGGAUAGAUUCAGCAGGUGUUCUGUACAGACAAAAUCUUGAGAUAACUAUAGAAGGGACAAAACUGAAGUACAUGCACAUUACUGAUAAGUUUACACCCAUUGCAAGAUCUUGUGAGCUGGAUCACCCAGUUGCAAACCUUGAAGACAUCAAAAUGAAUUGUAAUGUCAAGGAGAAGACAUUUAAUAUUCAGUUAUUUAAAAAGCUAUAUUUUGAUUGGUCGACAUCAUGUCACAUGUGUAUAAUACAGGCAAUAGAGGAUGUGAAAGAGAUGAAUAACAAAAUAAGAGGUGAAGUUGUUGGCCAGGAACCAAACAUUCCUGUGAGGAAAGCUUCUGUCGAGGAAAAUGUCGGAAUGUCUGUUAAUGUCAUGGUAAUGACACAACUCACGGUCAAGUUACACCUGUCGUCAAAUCACAGUGUAACACUAAUAGGAGAUAAAGUUCUACUGGCCCUCUCUCCACAUGAGAUUGUGGCAGAACUACCAACAUUAAACAUAUUCUGUGAUGAAGAAAAAGUUUUUACCUUUGAGCGUGUGGUUAUUGAUAGCCUUCAUGAUCAUACACUUAAAGAGGAAAGAAAAUUCUUUAAAACUUUGACUUUGAAAACAAAUAGACUAUGGAGGGUUUCUGUUGAUCUAUUAUCCAUUGUGUUUCCAUUCAACUUUGACUUUGCUGCUUGCUUUGAAGAGUUUGUUAAUUUUCAAAAAUGGCUCAAACUUGUACAUAAAGUUAAAAAGAAGGCAUUUACAGUUGACAGCAAACUACCUCCAGAUUUGGAUAUUAGAGUAAAGACAUUUAAGUUAGAGAUAGGAGAUGAUCCGUUUGAAGUUAAACUUGGUGACAACUAUGAACUGAUGAAAGAUGAAUACAUGGAAAGUGAAAAAAGACGUACAGUGCUGGACCAGAAAGUUCAAAAUUUAAAGAAAGGCUAUGGAAUCAUACCAGCACAUAAGAUAGACGAAGUGUACGCUUCUCUUGCGAAGAGUAGCAGUGACAUAUACAUACAGAGAUCCCGUCAGUUGUACCAGAUCACUCCGCUACGUACCAAACUGUUUACCUGGAGUAUGGAAAACCUCGAAAUAACGGCCAUGGCUGAUACAUCCAUACACGGAAAAGACAAUGUGAUUACCCAUAUGAAAGAGAUUGAUAAAGACAGUCCAUAUCCAGAAGAACCAGUGGAGUACUCCACACUAUGGUGCAGGUAUAUAAAUGUAAAUGUUAAAUCAUGGACUAUAAAGUUCCGAGACUUUCCUCAGCUAGCCCUUGAUGUAGCAGAUAUGGCAUUGUGGGGGCGAUUGAUUGGCGCAGAGAUAGAAGGGGCUAAAAGAGCUAAACGUUCAUGUACAGUAGAAGUAGCACAGCCUUGGGGUGAUCAAACAGUACAGAGAAAUCUCCCGGCACUCAAGUUCUUCCAUGACUUUAGCGCUGAUGUGGAUUCCUUUGAAAUGGCACAUGGUGCAUGCUGGGAACCUGUAGUAGCUCAGUUCAACCUUGCCCUUGACCUCAUCAACAAACCAUCAAUUGACCCCAGUCGACCUUUACCAUGGUGGGACAAGGCACGUCUGCUGUUUCACGGUCGACUGACUAUGACUGUGGUGAGAAUGAGCUGGUUAUAUCAUGCUUCACUGGAUCCGUACAAUGCUACAGAAAUAAUGGACUGGACCUGGACUGACCUAAUUUUAGACUGGACCAAUAUGAACUUUCUACUAAAAGGUGACCUAGAUAUAUAUGUGAGGACAGCUUCUAAAUAUGAUGAUGCUAGAAUACUGAAACUGCCAAAUCUUCAGUUUAAUGCAAAAAUAGACUGGUUAUGUCUAGGUGAUCCCAAUGACCAUCAUCAGGUGAUGCCAUGUGCUCCAGAUAAAGUACCAGACUAUUCCUUGGAGGAACAUGACUCAUUCAGGGCAUUUAGAUCUCAGAAUUUUAGCUUGAGUAUCACAUUGGAGACACAGAAAUCAAAAUCUUCUAAUCAUCCAGAGUUUGAGUUUUAUGCAAGUACUUUAAAGUUCCUUGAUAAGAUAAAGAUGUGCCUCGGAAAUGUAACUCGACCAAUCAGACGAGGGCAAGUGUUUCAGAAUUUGAAAAUAAGAAAACCACAGCUCAGUCGCCAUUACAAAUAUGCUCAACUGUCUGUGAACUUUAACCAGUUUGAUAUCUCAUACUGGAUGUCAUUCUCCAUGCAACAUGGAACAACUUUGGAAGGAAACUCUUUCAUGUUAGAGUUAAAAAAUGAGUUAACUCUACGACCAAUAAAUGAUGGACUGAUUCACAGACCGGAUGCUGACUGGAGUGUUAUAUACCUGAAUUGUAUUUUGACUGGUACAAAAAUAUGGCUGUGUAGCUCACAAGUGCGGCACGAAGAUGAGUUGGAUGUUUCAACUACAGGAAGACCUGUGUUGACGAGCUUUUUUCUCAGUCUCUCAAAAGUAUCAUAUCAAAGAUCUGCUACAAAGAAGUCAGAUGGGAUAAUGGAGGAAGAUAAAUCUGAAAGUAAAACUCCUAUCCACAACUUACAGGUAUAUGAUUUAAGGGGAUCUUGGAACAAUCAGAAUAGAACAGUUCUGAUUGGUCUGUAUGACAGUUACAUGAAGGCGCAGUCACUGAAGCGUAACUUGUCCUCAGAGGCCCUGAAAGGGUUUAAAGUGGAGGGGAGUGGAAAUGCCUCAAGCAGUAAAUCCAAUAUAAAAGGCUCAAACUUAUCAAUAGAUGCUCAAGAGGUAGCCACACCCAGUCCCUCAACCAAGAUGCAGACCAGCCACGCCCACUCCAUGCUCCUGAAACUAGUAGCCGAGUCUGACAGUAAAUCUGUUGCCUUUACUGAAGAGCCAUCCAGUACAAACAUGGACCAGCUACAGGGCGUGGCUGCCUGUCAAACUGAUGAUGUCAUACAGAAAAAAUGGCUGAUUGAGCUUCACAACAGUCAGCUUAUAGUACAAGGUUGUGAGACACAAGGGUUUGUUAUCGUGGCUGCAGCCAAAGCAAAAAUUCUCUCCUGCGAUCAUGCACCUAUCUGGGUGCGGGACAAUCAGCUCCGAAGCAAGGAUACCUGGGUCGGGUCUUUAGAUUGUAUGCAGUAUUAUGCAACAGUUGAUCCAGGUCAUGAAUUCAGUGAUGAAAAUAUACCCUGGUUAUCAAAAACUCAUGUCGAGGACCGGGCAGAACCUGAUCUGUCCAGUCUGCAGGAAAUGGCAGGUAGCGGACACAGUGUGGGCGGAAUUGUCAACAUCAGUUACAGUGGAAACGAUAAAAACCAGACAGUUCAGAUGCAGAGAAUCAUAUCAAGAUGUAAAUGUCAGUUUUUCUAUGUGAACUAUGGUGAGGCUGAUCCAUCUUUAUUACAAGAAGUUCCUCCUCCUCCGUCUGAUGAUUCUGAUAUGAUGCAGAGAGACGAGGGUGUUGAUACAUUUACACUGUUACAUCAUGAUCUCAAUGUUGUCACUAACCAUUUACAGUAUUCAAUGAUUUUAGACAUAGUAAACAAUCUUUUACUACAUGUAGAGUUGAAGAAAAGGGAAGCUACAGAAAAGUUACAGAGUAUGAGAUUUCAGCUGCAGUUAUCAAGAGUUGAAGAUCAGAAAACACCUAUUCUAAAUCUACAGGAAAAUGUGAGAAAACAAACAGAGAAGUUUAGAUUCUAUGAGAGGGAAUUAUUUCAUGUUAUAAAAGCAAGGGAAGAAGAAAGGAAAAGAAAGUCAGCUUUUAUAAUUAAGGAUAAAAAAUGUGAAAAUUACAUCGAAGAAUUAGAUGAAGAUCGAGAAGCCCUAGAAUCCAAGUUACGACAAUGCAAGGAACGCAUGAACAUUUUAAACGAGGAAUUGUCAAUACGUAUCAGUUGCUUCAAGGAAAGUCAGUUACAAGUUCAGUCAACGUUACAAACAAAGCAGACGCAACAAGCCUACGUUAUCAGGAGAAACGAAGUUUGCUUCAAAUUUGCUCAGUGGCGUUUAACCGAACCAGACGGACAAGUAGGAAUUGCUGAUAUAGCUUUACGAAAUUUUGUUUACACAAAAGUGAAUCGGAAUAACGAUAACCUGGAGUCAUCAAAAGUGGAUUUGGGCUGGGUCAAGGCCACUAAUUUACUGCCAAAUUCAAUAUAUAAAGAUGUACUUGCACCUCGUGACCCACCUGGGCGGGAUAAUAACAGACAAAUGACCUUGAGAGUGCUUUGUACUGAACGACCUCCAGGUAGAUCGUUUUUAAAGAAAGUCAUGGAGUUCUUCUUCCCUGAUAAAAACAUUGAUAAUGAAGACCAAGAGGAAGAAAUGGAAGGUGCUUGCGCAGCCCAAAAAACAUUCUCCAGGUCAGAGAAAAGGUCAUCACAGAAAAAGGAGCUGAAGAGAUCCCCAUCUUUCACAGCCACUGAUGAUAUAGAUAAAAUGAAGGAGAGAGCUGCAAACAACAAUACAUUCUUGUAUAUAAAGAUACCAGAAGUGUCAUUAAGAGUUUCUUACAAGGGAGAGAAGGAGAAGAAUAUAGAAGAUGUACAUGACUUUAGUCUAAUAUUACCUACGUUAGAAUAUCAUAACUGUAUAUGGACAUGGUUUGAUCUUCUCAUGGCAAUGAAAAAUGACAGCAAGAGAGUGCUCAUAUCCCAGGCACCCCAAGAAAAACCUGCGAAGAAAACAUUGUUUGGCAAGUCUACAAAAUAG